AAUGCUUUCACUGUUUUGAUAAAGUCUGUUAUUAAGAUAGUGUAGAGAGAACAUGUAAACAUGUCAUUUUGCUAUAAUGCGUGCUACUCUUCAGAUAGUUGAUAUUGUCUGGUUAUCGUUAGCCGUUGGGUUUCUGUUGGCGUUUUGUAUUUAUAAGUUACCAUUUAAAUUACCAGGAAACAUCGAUCAAGUUUUUCAGGAUCUUAUUCGUUAUGGGAAAACUAAGAAACAGAUUAAGCGACCGGGUAUCUUUAUCCUGUUUGAUGUACCGAAAAGAUGGUUCUGGCAUUUCUAUGCAGUGUCUGUGGUAUGGAAUGGACUUCUCCUCCUUCUCUCCCUUUACACUGUGUUCUUCCAUCAGCUGCUCCCUCAGUUCCUAACAGAUCUACUUGUUUUUCUGACUGGACAACCUAAGACAACAUGGAGUGAACUUCAGCUGGCAGUGGUGGUGGUGCAGGCACUCCUGUGGAUUCAUUCCAUCAGGCGCUUACUAGAGUGCCUCUAUGUCAGCAUUUUCUCUGAUGGCGUGAUCCACAUUGUUCACUAUGCUUUUGGAUUGAGUUAUUACAUAAUCUUGGGACUGACUGUCCUGUGUGUUAAUAGCACUCAACAUACAGAAGGUCUAUCAGCGACUUCUACUGUACCAUUCAUCUCCCAGUACAUAUGGCUCAUAGCCGGGGUUCUGCUGUUCAUCUGGGCAUCACUGCUGCAGCACAGCUCACUCUCCCUGCUGGCUGGCCUGCGCACCAGCAGCUCAGGUAAAGUGGAGACCCUUGUCCACAGGAUGCCUUGUGGGGGUGGGUUUGAGCUGGUGUCCUGCCCUCACUACUUGGCUGAACUGCUGAUCUAUGUUGCGCUGUGUGUGUGCUGUGGCUGCUGCUCUCUCACAUGGUGGCUUGUGGUUUUCUAUGUUCUCUGUAAUCAACUUCUGGCUGCCAGUAUCUGCCAUGACUACUACAGAAGCACCUUUAAAGCAUAUCCAUCCAAGCGUAAAGCCUUCAUUCCUCUUCUGCUAUGAUGUACCAAAACGGUAUUUUUUUAAAUCAGUAAAUAUGUAAAACUUUAAUACAGUCACAUUAUUUUGGUCAGUUUCAAUGUAGUGUGACUGUAAAUGUAAUUGCAGUAAUUGUUUAGUUUAGUUUAGUCUUAUGGCACCAACAUAGCUUGUGUUUACAACCCACGGGUUGCCUGAGAUGUAAAUGAUCAUGUAAGUUUUUAAUUGUUUUGGCAUAUCAUAAUUGAAUUAUGUUAACACUACUUACAUAGUAAAGUAUUAUCAAGUUAAGUCAAGUUUAUUUGUUUAGCACUUUUACAACAGACAUUGUCUCGAAGCAAUGCAGGACAGACAAACCAAAGACUUCUUUAAAAUUACAGGAAUAAACCUUGAGAGGAAACAGACUCAGCAGGGACCCAUUCUCUUUGUGUGCCUGCUAGGGGUGGGCAUGUAUAUAAGAUUUGUUUGUGUCAGAUUAUGGCAAAUUAAAAGGACCUUGUUUGCCUAGUGCAAUGUACUGGCUGUACUAAUAAACAUGAAGCACAGUAAUGUACAAGUAAAUAAAAGAACCCAAAUCCAA
Molecule: messenger RNA, 1574 nt
Organism: Trichomycterus rosablanca
Lineage: Eukaryota; Metazoa; Chordata; Actinopteri; Siluriformes; Trichomycteridae
Gene: srd5a3
Product: steroid 5 alpha-reductase 3
Exons: 5
Coding region: 77-1018 (313 amino acids)
Biological process (GO): polyprenol catabolic process; dolichol-linked oligosaccharide biosynthetic process
Cellular component (GO): endoplasmic reticulum
Molecular function (GO): 3-oxo-5-alpha-steroid 4-dehydrogenase activity
Source: RefSeq, a predicted model, not a curated record